GUCUCUGAAAUAACUAUUUAAAGCAGUCUGUCCUGACUCAGCUCAGCAGUCUCCAGUCUACCAACUGGUCUCUGUAAUAACUAUUUAAAGCAGUCUGUCCUGACUCAGCUCAACAGUCUCCAGUCUACCAACCGGUCUCUGUAAUAACUAUUUAAAGCAGUCUGUCCUGAUUCAGCUCAGCAGUCUCCAGUCUACCAACUGGUCUCUGUAAUAACUAUUUAAAGCAGUCUGUCCUGACUCAGCUCAACAGUCUCCAGUCUACCAACUGGUCUCUGUAAUAACUAUUUAAAGCAGUCUGUCCUGACUCAGCUCAACAGUCUCCAGUCUACCAACUGGUCUCUGUAACUUCAUCUUUGUCUCUGUGGUGUUCAGUCUUCAGGUGAUGAUGGGGGUAUUGAAUCAUCUCUCUACUCUCCUCCUCCUCUCUCUCCUUCCUCCUGCUCUCUCUCAUGUAGUGAAGAAGUUCAGCAAUGUUACAGAGUGCCAGGAGUUCUUCAUGAAUGGGAAAACUCCAAACAUCACGGAUAUUUUGGUUGAUGGGACAGUCAAGAACCAGACCCGCUACAAGCCGAUUUGCCAGAAGUACAAGAACAUCUACAGGUUUGCAACUCUCUACGACAUGACCAAGAGGAUCCCUGUGUUCUCAGCCUACACCUUCACUGGUCCUCCUACAGACCCCAGACCACAUCAACCCUGGAUGAUUGAGCCCCAGCUUGAAAAUAUUUCUCACCAACAUGACAUGGUGGAAAAUAAAUCUGUCACACACAACCACCAGGCUGCGGACGCAGACUACGACAAAAACCACAUGAAUAUGGAGAGAGGUCACCUUUUCCCAUGUUCACACGCACCUCAUGAUGCUACCAUGAGGUCCACUUUCACCCUGACAAAUGCCGUUCCCCAGGAAAGAGGCUUCAACCGAGGCAGAUGGCGUGUAAUGGAGUGCAAAGUCAGAAAAUCUCUUGAGCUUAACUGUAAGGAUAACAACAACAAGAUAAAGGCCUAUGUGGUGACUGGAGCAGUUCCCAGCAGCAGCAACGAACUGAACAAACGAGUGAACAUCCCAGAUCUCCUGUGGACAGCCUACUGCUGUUACAACAACAAGAUGAAGAAGUGGAUGGCCCAAGCACACUGGGGGGAUAACAAGAACGUUAUGGGGAAUGCAUUGAAUCCACUAACCUUGGAAGAACUCGAAGGCAUGCUGAAGAACAAAUACAAUGGCGAUGUCGCGGUGUUCGACAGUAAAUGUCCAACAAAAGUUAGUGUAUUAGAGGACGAGACAGGGAGGAACUUAGAGAGUGUAUCAGGGAAGUUAAAGGAAUGUGAUGAGGAUGGAUGUGAUUGUGACUGUGAUGAAAAGUGAUGAAUUUUGUCCAGUGGUAAUUCACACAACUAUUGAGUACACAUGCCUCUACGUUACAAGGGCUAUAAGGUUUAUAAUGGUUAUAAGGGUUAAGUAAUAAUGGUUAUAAGGGUUUAAUGGUAAUAAGGGUUAAGUAAUGAGGUUCAUAAGGGUUUAAUGGUUAUAAGGGUUAUAAGGGUUAUUAUGCAGGGUUAUAAUGUUUGUAAUAAGGGUUAUAAUGGGUAUAAUAUGGUCAUAAUGGUUAUAAUAAGGUUAUAAUGGUUAUAAUAAGGGUUAUAAUGUUAUUAUAAGGGUUAUAAUGGUUAUAAUUAAACACGUUUAAGCGUUAUAAAGGUUAAAGACAAGCUCUGUUACUUUGGUGACUAAGAAAGUAUAUUUUUAAACCUCCCACUUUGGGCUGGAUGUAUGAAUGUGUCGUUCAUACAUGUAGAAUCUAUCAGCAGAAUUACUGUUUCCCUACAUUUCACCCCCCUAGCAAUUUGAGUCUUAGCCAAUGAGCAUCAGCCCCUCACAUUUGAGUGGGAACUAGUGUGGUGGCAGAAUUAGUGUUGAAUUGUUGUAACUUCUCAAUGGACAUGUUCUGUGUUGGACUGUGAUGUCAUGCCUUCCAUAGAGUCCUGGUAUGUCUGUACCUAAACACAAGGCCAUUGUGUUCUGGAACUGUUGCUGGUAUAAAUAACUGUUGCCGGUAUAAAUAACUGUUGCCGGUAUAAAUAACUGUUGCUGGUAUAAAUAACUGUUGCCGGUAUAAAUAACUGUUGCCGGU
Salmo salar (Atlantic salmon) is the source of this 2126-nucleotide messenger RNA. Its product is annotated as endonuclease domain-containing 1 protein. Gene Ontology annotation, molecular function: hydrolase activity; metal ion binding; nucleic acid binding. NCBI's taxonomy places the organism in Eukaryota, Metazoa, Chordata, Actinopteri, Salmoniformes, Salmonidae. The record is from RefSeq and is a predicted model, not a curated record.